Messenger RNA from Serpula lacrymans var. lacrymans S7.9, 867 nucleotides. RefSeq lists its product as uncharacterized. The annotation marks the transcript as partial. The record is from RefSeq and is a predicted model, not a curated record. Lineage: Eukaryota; Fungi; Basidiomycota; Agaricomycetes; Boletales; Serpulaceae. The transcript is spliced from 4 exons.
UUAUAUCCUUUUUGUCCAUUCCCCAUGCAACUACUACUCGGUCCUACGUCUUUGACCGUCGCCGAAGCUUGCAGACACUACCGUCAUCUACAAGGACUUGUCCUAGUUUCUCGAUGUCUGCUCACGCUGUCGACGUUCAAGGUGCAAUGGCACAAGCCCCAUACGUCGAUGCGCAGCGCAGCACGUUCAAUGACAUCAGUGGUGGUCGCCAAAUCAAUCUUGGGCCCAUUACAAUUAACCAGCACAGCGAGGAUAGUGAAGAAAAAGCUGAGGCGCAACGAAAGCUCGCUGACUGGCUCACUCCUCUGAAUUUUCGUCAAAAACAAAGCGAGGUCUACGGAAAACGACGAGAGGGGACUGGAGAUUGGGUACUUGAUGACGAAAGAUUCAAGGAGUGGCAAGCUGGCGACAAAAGAACGCUGUGGUGUAGUGGGAUUCCUGGUGCUGGGAAAACGGUUCUUGCAUCGUAUAUCGUCAAUCAUCUCACUAACAAGUGCAAGGACUCCAAUCUCGCUGUGGCCUACAUCUAUUGUGACUACAAAGACCAGUCAGCCCAAACGGUCUAUGGUCUCGUCGCAAGUAUCUUAAAGCAGUUCGUUCAAGAUUUCUUGCCAACAUUUAAACGUGUCAAUGAUCAAUACCGACUUCAUCAGCACAAAGACUUCCGGCCAACUCUCAAUGAACUUCACGAUACGCUAAUUUCGGAGAUCAAGCAUUUCUCAAAAGUUUUUGUCGUUGUUGACGCUUUAGAUGAAAUUACGGAAAGAGGUAGUAAGCGUUAUGAACUGCUUAGUAGGCUACAAGCCCUUGGAUGUAAUCUACUGGUGACCUCGCGUGAAAUCCAGGCGAUAAGGGAAGCUCUUUGUG